UCUUAUAAGAGCCGCUGAACGUCUCAUGUCCAGCACAUAAUCUGAUCUGAAAAUCCGUAGGUGAGGAGAAGGUUUUCACCUACUUCCAUGAUCAUUGGUAAGGGAGGGAGGCGCGCAGAGACAGAAACAACCAGGGCCGCCGGUGGUUGUGUCGCCUCCUCGGCUGAGAUUCACUCCUCUGGACUCCUUGAAACUCUUCUUAUUUAUUGCAAGAUCUAAACAAUGCAGUUAGAGAACAUCCUUCCCAGCGCUAGCAUCAAUUUACCCAAGACCUUUUUCAAUCUCUCCUCGUCGGACAGUGCCAACAACAGCCCGAGGCCGUCAUCGCAGCUUGAAUAUCAAGAAGUCGACCGGACGGAAUCAGAGUCGAGCAGCGCUCCUAAGAAAUAUCUGAGCGGGGUGGGAAACGGGAUGCUGGGUGAGGGAGAGGGGGACACUUUCACUAAAACCGGGCCCGAUGGGAGAAAAGGCUCCCCGGUGCUCGGUGAGGACGAGCUGACGAGCGGUCGGCGUUACAACAUAGACGAACUUGGCUCUGACAGAUACUUCAUCUCGUCGUCCCAGGCGAGUUCCGACAUGGCCAGCCCCUGUUCCCUCUUCCCCUAUGCAGGACAGACCGGGUCGGUGUACACCGGGUCCAGCAGCUCCAGGUACCCGGCUUCACUUCAUUACGGAUCCGUCCUGCCGCCAACAGGCUUCUCCUCCUCGUCCGUGUGCACCGGCCGGAGUCAGUUUAGCAGCGGAGGGUACCAGUUCAGCCAGGGUCCGGGCUGUUUGUACCCCUCCUAUCCCGGGACGGGCACGGGUAUUGGGUCCAUGUCUCUGCCGGGGUCCGCCGCCGGGGCAAGAGCGCAGGUCUAUCUGUGCAACCGGCCUCUGUGGCUGAAAUUCCACCGGCACCAGACGGAGAUGAUAAUCACCAAACAGGGCAGACGGAUGUUCCCAUUCCUCAGUUUCAACAUCACUGGACUCAACCUCACGGCCCAUUACAAUGUCUUUGUAGAAGUUGUUUUGGCUGACCCGAAUCACUGGCGCUUUCAGGGAGGAAAGUGGGUCACUUGUGGAAAAGCAGACAAUAAUAUGCAAGGUAACAAAAUGUAUGUUCAUCCUGAAUCUCCAAACACUGGUGCUCACUGGAUGAGGCAAGAAAUCUCUUUUGGCAAGUUGAAGCUGACUAACAAUAAAGGGGCCAACAACAACAACACACAGAUGAUAGUCUUGCAGUCGCUUCAUAAAUACCAACCGCGACUGCACAUUGUGGAGGUGACAGAAGACGGGGUGGAGGACAUGAGCAACGAGGCCAGAACUCAAACAUUCACCUUCCCAGAGAAUCAGUUUAUAGCCGUCACUGCUUACCAGAACACAGAUAUCACACAGCUGAAGAUAGAUCACAACCCAUUUGCGAAAGGCUUCCGGGACAAUUAUGACUCGAUGUACACAGCCCCAGAGAGUGACAGGUUGACUCCGUCCCCUACAGACUCUCCUCGCUCCACUCAAAUUGUGCCCGGGGCCCGCUAUGCCAUGCAGCCUUUCUUUCAGGACCAGUUUGUCAACAACCUGCCUCAGAACCGCUUCUACGCCAGCGAGCGGGCUGUUCCCCAAACCAACAGCCUUCUCUCCCCACAGAGUGAGGACGCCAGCGCCGCUGCCUCUGCCCAGCGCUGGUUCGUCCCACCAGUCCAGCAGCCGGGCUCCAACAAGCUGGAUCUGUCGUAUGACAAUGACUAUUCCACCAGUAGCCUGCUGUCCUAUGGCAUCAAACCCCUGUCCCUGCAGACGUCCCACGCCCUCAGCUACUACCCAGACUCGGCCUUCGCCUCCAUGGCCGCAGGCUGGGGCACCAGAAGCUCUUACCAGCGCAAGAUGACCACGGGCCUGCCCUGGUCCCCUCGACCAAGCCCCCCAGCCUUUCCGGAGGACCAGCUGGGGGUUACUAAAGACAAGCUGCCCGAGGAGAGCGCACCGCCAGCCUCGACCUGGAUCGAGACGUCCCACUCACUGAAAUCGGUGGACUCUACCGAUUCUGGUGUAUACUCCGUGGUGUGCAAGAGGCGCAGAAUGUCCCCUGGGGGCUCAAGCACAGAGAACUCCCCAACCAUCAAGUGUGAGGACUUGACUACGGAGGAGUACAACAAGGACAACCCAAAAGGCAUGGGUUAUUAUGCAUUCUACACAAGCCCCUAAGACUGUAUUUAUUGAAACUAAAUAUAAUUCUUUUGUUUGAGUGCUCUCCAUUCCUUGUUAAUGUCUUUUUUCUCUUUUCUCUAAAGGUGCCAAAGCUUAGUGUUCCCCCAAGCAAGCUGCACAAGGUUAUUUUCCCAGGCCAGCCCCUCUCACAUACCUGAGCAGAAACAUGCAUAGUGAUUGUUGUUUUUGAAAAAGCAUGUCCCUUUUUAUUCAUUUAUUUUUACAACUUUUUUUAUUUACAAAUGUGAUUUUUUUUAAAUUUUAUUUUCUCCCUGCGUAUUUAAGUCAUUUUCGUUGUACAGUAUUCGUGCACUUUAGAAUGUGAUGUAUCUUGUACAAAAUGUCUUCAUGGAGGUGUUAUUAAAUGGAUAAUAAAACAGCUUUUCACAAAGCAUUGUCCAAA
Morone saxatilis (striped sea-bass) is the source of this 2590-nucleotide messenger RNA. It is a transcript of the gene eomesa, whose product is annotated as eomesodermin homolog a. Gene Ontology annotation, biological process: regulation of transcription by RNA polymerase II; endodermal cell fate specification; positive regulation of DNA-templated transcription. Gene Ontology annotation, molecular function: RNA polymerase II cis-regulatory region sequence-specific DNA binding; DNA-binding transcription factor activity, RNA polymerase II-specific. Gene Ontology annotation, cellular component: nucleus. Bases 223 to 2184 code for a protein of 653 amino acids. Lineage: Eukaryota; Metazoa; Chordata; Actinopteri; Moronidae. The transcript is spliced from 6 exons. The record is from RefSeq and is a predicted model, not a curated record.